Molecule: messenger RNA, 1759 nt
Organism: Etheostoma cragini (Arkansas darter)
Lineage: Eukaryota; Metazoa; Chordata; Actinopteri; Perciformes; Percidae
Gene: ctsz
Product: cathepsin Z
Exons: 6
Coding region: 147-1055 (302 amino acids)
Cellular component (GO): lysosome
Molecular function (GO): cysteine-type endopeptidase activity
Source: RefSeq, a predicted model, not a curated record
UGUACUGGUCAUAUGACUGUACAACCUGUUUAUCUCCACUGUUCUUAUUUAACUGUCCAUGCUGUUUGCCCACAGACACACACGUCAGUGUUUCGGCUGACUCUGCUAAGGCUGCCAGCCUCCUCAGCCCGCUCGGUGUGUUAAAGAUGGCUGGAACAGUUUCAGCCGUCCUGUUGUCAGUCCUGCUGUCCGGUGUGAGCGCCGGAGUGUUUUUCAACCAGAAGCAGCCGUGCUAUGUCCGCACACCGAGGGAAAAUGACUUUGGACUGAAGACUGCUCCACGACCUCAUGAGUAUUUAAACAUUUCUGAACUGCCCAAAUCCUGGGACUGGAGGAACAUUAAUGGCACCAACUUCGUGAGCACGACCCGCAACCAGCACAUACCACAGUACUGUGGCUCCUGCUGGGCCCAUGGCAGCACCAGCGCCAUGGCAGAUCGUAUCAACAUUAAGAGGAAUGGAGCAUGGCCAUCUGCCUAUCUAUCUGUCCAGAAUGUGAUUGACUGUGGCGAUGCCGGCACUUGCCACGGAGGAGAUCACUCUGGCGUUUGGGAGUAUGCUAACAAACACGGGAUCCCAGAUGAGACCUGCAACAACUAUCAGGCUAAAGACCAGAAGUGCAAGCCCUUCAAUGAAUGUGGCACCUGCACCACCUUUGGAGUGUGCAAUAUUGUGAAGAACUACACCCUGUGGAAAGUGGACGAUUUCGGAGCUGUCAGCGGGAGGGAGAAGAUGAUGGCAGAGAUCUACGCUAUAGGGCCUAUCAGCUGUGGGAUUAUGGCCACAGACAAGCUGGAUGCCUACACCGGAGGUCUCUACUCUGAAUAUCAGGAGGAAGCUUUCAUCAACCACAUUGUGUCAGUGGCAGGAUGGGGAGUGGAGGACGGUGUUGAAUACUGGAUUGUACGCAACUCCUGGGGAGAGCCCUGGGGUGAGAAGGGCUGGCUCAGGAUUGUGACCAGUGCUUACAAGGGAGGAAGUGGAAGCAAAUACAACCUGGCGUUGGAGGAGGACUGCAUGUACGGAGACCCAGUUGUCCCCAAAGCCUACCUGUAGAGGAGACCAGCACCCACAGUGUCAGAGGUCGUCACUGUACACCCACUUAUGUCUUCCUGUCUAUGGGCAAAGGAAAACCUUUUAUUUGUAAAAUAUUGGGGAUAAUAGAUAUUAGUUUUUUUUUUUUACAAUUUUAAUCAGGAAGUUGAACUCUCAGUGCCAAGGUCUUCCAGCUGGAUCUCAGACCUGCUUGAAUCAAUGCUGAAUAUGCAAGUUUUACCCCAGUGAAAAGGGUGCUCAAUGGUCUGAACCAUAAACAUUGAGUGGGAGGAGUGAAACACAUCAGUACAACAUGUGUCUGCAAAAUUCAAGCAUUGCAUGCUGAAUAGUCAUUAGUAACACUGAAAAGAUGCAACAGUUUACAUCAUCAAGAGGACAUUGACCACUUUCACAGUUUUAGAUUUUUCCAUUCAUGCCGCCUCAGCCAAAGAACACAGUGCUUAUAAUUUGUCCUGAAAUGUUUUGACACUGAAUGUUUUUAGUGUGUGGUUGUUAAUGUAUUGACAACAUUACACCACACUCUGAUUAAAAAACAGAAACUAAAAUCAAAUUUGAUUGUGCCUUAUAUGCACUGGCAUAUACAUUUAUGUAAUUUUAUAUUUGUUUGUUUUUUUAUGCUUGGCAAUGUACACAGCAGAAAUUCUGGGAAAAUUGCAAUUUUGUGGUUGUUAAACUGUGCCAAUAAACACAGCCCCUUCAAGUGA